AUUCAGUCUAAGCAGGUUUUCGAAUUCGAUGACAUCAUUUUGGAAUCUGGCAUAUUUUUUUAAUUAUAUAUAUAUUUGAUACAGGAACUCUAUGAAGUGGAGUGAAAUUUAUAAACUUUUCAUGCUCUUCCUGUUGCUGGGAGUAGAGAUCAGCCAGGAGCAGCCCACGGCGCUGGCUAAGAGGAGACUGCCGCGCGAUGAGCCCGGACCGGAUGCCAAAGGCGAUCUGAAACUGUUGCAUGCACCCUGCGAGUUCGAUCUGAUCAAGUACGCCACGAUCGACUACUUUCCCAGCCAUUGUCAGCCCGUUUACCAGAACCGACACGUCAGCGAGGACUGGUAUCGCCUCUACAGGACCUACGAUACUGAGGGGUUUGUUUUUGGCCAGUUCUACGAGCGCCUCAUGCGCCACGAAGUCGACUAAUACUAUGGAUUGGUUGGAAAGAAUAAAACCUCUAAACAAAGUCUGUGAUGUCGAUGCUGUGGUAGCGCUGCAGUGGCCCCAGUCGCGUAUGGGGCGAUGGGCGUAGACAGAUCACACACUCCUCCGUGCUGAAAGUCGAUUUGGGGAUUAACGUUUUGGGGACAAAUAACAAGUAAUCUGGUUUUUAUGAUGUGUAUAUAAAAAAAUAUAAUACUUUAAUCUGGGUUCUUAGGGUGUAAACUA
Messenger RNA from Drosophila ananassae, 667 nucleotides. RefSeq lists its product as uncharacterized. Bases 92 to 424 code for a protein of 110 amino acids. The record is from RefSeq and is a predicted model, not a curated record. Lineage: Eukaryota; Metazoa; Arthropoda; Insecta; Diptera; Drosophilidae. The transcript is spliced from 2 exons.